This is a messenger RNA of Pseudozyma hubeiensis SY62, 1407 nucleotides long. RefSeq lists its product as hypothetical. Gene Ontology annotation, molecular function: metal ion binding; U6 snRNA binding; pre-mRNA binding. Gene Ontology annotation, cellular component: Prp19 complex; U2-type catalytic step 2 spliceosome; U2-type catalytic step 1 spliceosome. The coding region runs from base 1 to 1407 and encodes 468 amino acids. NCBI's taxonomy places the organism in Eukaryota, Fungi, Basidiomycota, Ustilaginomycetes, Ustilaginales, Ustilaginaceae. The record is from RefSeq and is a predicted model, not a curated record. The transcript has a single exon.
AUGAGUGAGGCUCCUGCAGAAGGCGCAAUCGUAGAAGCGGCGAGCCAGGUGGCGUCCACAUCCUACCAACCGCGUCCCGCACGCAAGCAGGUCACCAAGGCCAAGUUCGAUGCCAUCCGCGAAGCAUUCAGCGCUAGGCCCGAGUCCGCAGGCACCUUCAACAUCUGGUACGAAAACUACGCCGGCGUCGACAGGGAAGAGAACGAAGCUCAAAAGGCAAAGCGAGAGACGAGAUGCGACAUUGCUCGGGACUCUGGGUACACAAGAGCCGAUAUCACUCUCAAGACGCAGGCAGCACGUAUGCAGCAAGGCGUCUCCAUCAGCCCAGACGAAGCGGUCUACUGUUGCAUCCACUUUGCGCGCGGUUGUUGUCCACACGGCGUCGAGUGCAACUUUCUUCAUCGACUGCCUCGCUCCAACGACUUUCCUAGCCAGGGUCGUGACUGCUUCGGUCGCGAAAAGCUCGGCAACUACAAGGACGACAUGAGCGGCACCGGCUCGCUCUCCAAGAUCAAUCGCACCCUGUACGUCGGUCGCAUCCACGAAGAGCACGGCGUCUCCUUACCUUCUGCUCCUGCUAAUGCUGCUUGGCGCGAUGGCGGCAAAACACUAAAAGGAGGGCGCAGCAUCAAUGAAGUCAAGAAACACAGUGGUCCUCGUCAACGACAGGAUCCAAAGACAUAUCGACCGCAGCACAACUCGGUGCGACCUGAGACUGACAACGCCACCGAACGUGUCAUUCGACGUCAUUUCAGCGAGUGGGGAGAGAUCGACAAGCUGCGCGUUCUUACCGGCAAAUCGUGUGCAUUCGUCACGUUCAAGUACGAAGCCAACGCGCAGUUUGCAAAGGAAGCGAUGCUCAAUCAGUCGCUCGAUCACAACGAGAUCAUCAAUGUCAGGUGGGCCUCGGACGAUCCCAAUCCAGCAGCGCAGAAGCGCAAUCAGGAGCAGAUGCGACGUGCGGGAGAACGUGUCAUCAUGGCGGGCAUGUCGUCGCAGGCCAUCGAGGCUCAGCAGGCGCUACGCGCACUCGAAGGGCUUGAACACGAAGGAGGUGAGGAUGUCCACUCAAAACGCCGAAGAAUCGCUCAGCAGAGCUACGACCAGGAGCUACGCAGGCUUGAGGAGGAGAACGAACGUGGGUGGGCCGAGUUUGAGCGGGAAAGACAAGCCGCUGCCGCUGCAGUAGCAGUAGCAGCAGAAGGAGAAGCUCAAGGAAAUCACCCUUUGGCCGCUGCAAGCAAGGCCAGUGCCUCCGGUUCGCUGCUCAAUUCGGAGACAAUGUCUCAAAUAGCAUCGCUUCAGACGCCUGCAUCACUAUCAAAAAAGCAAUCUGCACCGUCGACGUCCAAUGGGCUUGGUAGUCUAGCGGCGUACGGCAGCGACAGCGAAGAUGAAGAUAGCUAA